Messenger RNA from Macadamia integrifolia, 2643 nucleotides. Its product is annotated as receptor-like protein 56. The transcript has 6 exons. Lineage: Eukaryota; Viridiplantae; Streptophyta; Magnoliopsida; Proteales; Proteaceae. The coding region runs from base 85 to 2643 and encodes 852 amino acids. The record is from RefSeq and is a predicted model, not a curated record. Gene Ontology annotation, molecular function: protein binding.
UAAGAAAGCAUAACCCUUUUCAUAAAGGUCUAUAUAUAUCUUAGUUUCUUAAUCUUCACAAACCAUAAGAGAGCUAUAUUAAUUAUGGGGAGUGCAUCCUUUUCUUCCGAGAUGGUUAAGAUAACAGGUUUUGUGAGUCUCCUAUGCUUUAGCUUCGGUCUUUAUGGGUGCAAAGGGUGUCUCCAGGAGGAGAGGGCUGCUGCCUUACAACUUUGGGAUUUUUUCAACUCACAUGGCUCUACUGUUCAUACGAAGUUGGAGGGAGAUGAUUGUUGUCAAUGGGCAUUUCUGGGGUGCGACUUGUUUAAUUCGACAAACCGUGUGGUCAUCAUUGAUCUUUUCUACCAAAGAGGGAAUAUAAAUUCAGGAGCGGAAAAAUUGUACCCGAAUGCUUCUUUGUUUACUCAUUUCAGAGAGUUACGAACUCUAUACUUAGAUAAGAACAACAUUGGAGGUUGGAUUAUGCCAGAAGCAUUAUGUGAACUAAGGAAUCUCGAAGUGUUGUCUCUAAUUGGGAACAGUCUGGACGAUGGAGGGCUUCCAAGGUGUCUUGCACGCGACCUUCCAUUUUUGAGAGAGAUUUACCUAGAGAGCAAUUCUCUCAACUUAUCAUCUCCUCUUUUAUCAGCAAUAUGUGGAUUAAGGAAUCUUCGUGUGUUAGAUCUAAGCAAUAAUGUUCUAAGUAAUGGAAGCUUUCCACCUUGCAUGUUGGGUAUAUUCUCUUCUUUAGAAGAGCUCUACUUAGGGAACUUUACCCUUGAACAAUCGUCUUCUAAUGUCCUAACAGGAUUAAUAUGUAGAGGGAAGAAAUUUAAGGGGAUAGAUCUAAGUAUGAAUGAUCUUAGUGAUGAAAGAUUACCCUCUUGCCUGUUGCAUAACAACUCUGUGCUCGAAUGGCUUGAACUGUCAUCGAAUAAUUUAAAAGGUUCACUUGGAUUCUCAACAGGGCUUUGUAAACUAAGGAAGUUACGGUACCUGAAUCUUGGAAGCAAUUCAAUUGACAAUAUCAAUUGGACAUGUUUGAGCAGCCAAUUGAAUUCUUUGCAGAGCCUUGAUCUUUCUCAAAAUCAAAUACCAGGCACCAUUCCUCCUUUUGUUUCUAACCUAACCUCUCUUGUCUAUCUUGAUCUUUCCAGUAAUAAGUUGGAAGGAGUGGUCUUCUUCUCUAUGUUUGCAAAUCUUUCAAAACUUGAAGAUAUUAACCUUUCAAACAAUAGAGAGUUAAAAGUUGAAACCGAGUCCCCAACUUGGGUUCCAUCUUUCCAACUAAACUACUUAGGCUUAGAAAAUUGUAAACUUAGGAACAUUCCCCGCUUCAUUACCACCCAAUACAGCUUGUCUACUCUAUCUUUGUCGUACAACUCUCUUCAAGGAACAAUUCCGUCAUGGUUGUUAUAUAAUGCUACAUUGUUUGACUUGUACUUGAGUGGUAACCACUUUCAUGGCCCAUUUCCUCUGCCCAUAAAAAACAGAACAUCAACACUCCAAUAUCUUGACAUCUCCGACAACAAUAUUGAGGGACAACUUCCUGGAAACAUUGAUGUGAUUUUCCCAAAAUUACUCUUCUUUAACAUGUCCACAAACAAACUUGAAGGCUGCAUCCCUCCGUCAUUAGCCAAUAUGAUUGAACUAGAGCUGUUAGACUUAUCGAAUAAUUACUUUGUAGGCGAAAUUCCUCGUAGAUUAACUCAAAAUAAUACUUCCUUGUAUCUUUUAAGCUUGUCAAAUAACAAUUUACAUGCAAUAGGAAGCGUUUCCAACAUGACAGAUCUACAAUUCUUAAGUCUUGAUGGCAAUCGCUUCACAACACUCUUCCCAGUCACUCUAUCAAGCCUUCCUUUCCUUGAGCUUCUAGACGUAAGUAGGAAUUCCAUAUCCGGCUACAUCCAAGAUUGGCUGCCUGCUUUUCCACAAUUGGUCGCACUCCUUAUGAGAGGAAAUCAUUUAGUUGGCUACAUUCCAACAUCAUUGUGUCAGAUGAAGCAAUUACGGUUUUUGGAUCUUUCAAAUAAUCACCUGUCUGGAAGCAUACCUUCUUGCCUCAAUAACAUCACCUCAUUGCUGGAAAAAUCAGAAUUACCACUCAGCACAACAAUAUGGAAUUCCGACUAUAUGGAAGUAAAACUCAAAGUGAAUUUUGCCACAAAGAGAAACUUGUAUUCAUAUGAGGGUCUUCCUCUUACCCAGAUGACAGGGAUCGAUUUGUCUGUAAACCAAUUAUCUGGUCAUAUUCCAUCUCAAAUGGGAAAACUGAGAGCCAUGCAUUCAUUAAACCUUUCUCACAAUUCUCUAUUGGGCUAUUUUCCAGAAUCCUUUCAAGGGUUGGAAAAGUUGGAGAGUUUGGAUCUCUCCCACAACAAGUUGGUGGGAAUGAUCCCUCCUCAAAUUGUUCAACUCUAUUUUCUUGAAAUUUUCAGUGUGGCCUUCAAUCAACUCUCAGGAAAGAUCCCAUAUGAGAAGAACUUUGCUUCUUUCACCCAGGAUAGCUACAUUGGUAAUCCGGGACUUUGUGGACCUCCAACUGAAGUCAAUUGUUCAUCACCUCAACCACCCCAUGAUGAAUACAAGGAAGAAGAUGUUGAUGAACAAUAUAUGUUUCAUGGGGAUGAGCUUCAGAAGGAUAAAGGCAAUCCGAAACUGUGA